AUGUCCAUAGCUUCCGAAUCCGUCUCUAGCCCUUCGAGGCCAACAUCUCCAGUAGCUGGACAACAGGAUAGUGCAGCGACCGCAGCUCGCCCAUUCCGCUUCACAUGGGACCCCGCAUCACGAAGAGCAGGACCGGGGAGCGUCGUCUCGGAAGGCACGGAUGCGAGGGGCGAUUACUUCGGACAACAAGCAACCAGGCAUGACUUGCUCGCUGGCUCAACGACAUCGUUGGCACUCGGCGCACUACCUGCGGAAUGGAGCAGUUCUAAACACGGCUUUCAUGCCAUAUCUACUGUCUUGAACAAUCCGCAUAAGCGUCAAGCGCCGCCGAAAGCACAUUCACAUCUCCCCACGGUGCCUCCAGCAGAUCUCCCUCGUGUACGGCGCAAGGACUUCGAUUCCUACCUUCGCGGAGUGACACCUGAAUGGGAGCGUUUUCAAAGGAGCACACAACUCGGGCGCGAUGGCGUUGCUUCCCUCGAAGGUCCCAGUCCCGGUCCGUCUACCAGCGCUGUACCGCCGACGCCUAUGCCCGUGACGCCCAUGACACCGCGCACGCCGCGUCCUCAACCAGGGAGAGCGUUACCACCGCUCGAAACCGUACCGCAAGUCUUCUUCGAACCUUCCUUCACUCUGGGAGACCCACGCACCUUCAAGCUUGUCACAUCAUCAGAUGGCGACGACGAUGCCGAUCCCUCUGCUUUGUCCUAUUCCCUCCCGCUCCUCGAAAAGCUCUCCCACCAUGCCGACACCAUCGAACAACACCUUGUUCGGGAAAUCUCGUUACGAUCGACAUCCUUCUUCGCCGCUUUGGGCAACUUAAACGACCUUCAGACCGAAUCCGAACGUUGUUUGGAUCGAAUAGCGCACCUACGUGGGUUGCUCAAAGACGUUGAUGACAACAGCGCGAAGAAGGGAUUAGAAGUCGUCAGCAGAGAGGCGAAGCUGCGGAAUAUCGCCCGAAUGAAGGAGGGCAUUAGGAUGCUGGGUGGGGUCGUGGACAUGACUGCAGUAGCGAAGGGGUUAGUGAACACCGGGCAAUGGGGGCAGGCGCUAGAGGUUCUGGAUCAGAUGGAAGUCUUGUGGGAGACCGGACGGGAACGAAAACGAGACUCGCCCGGAGCCGUGACUUCACCUUCUCUGAAGGCGGCGUCUCCUCCCGCUUCCACCAAAGCCAACGGUCAAGCAGGGCCGUCCACACUUGCUUCUAUCCCUGAAUCCCCUUCCUCCGCAACAACACCCGCCCCUCAGGCGAUCCUUCCAAUAUCUUCCCUCAGCGCGUUCUCCGCUCUCCCGUCCCAUCUUCAAGCUCUCACCUUGGAAAUCGCUCAAUCGCUCACAGCCGAAGUCGUCGCCGCCCUGAAGGACGACUUGGUAGACCGGAUAUCCACUGAUAUUGGUGACUCCGAGGCGCAGGCGAGGUUAAGCAGCAGAUUCAAGGAUCGGCUGAGGCCGCUAUUACAUGGCCUGGUGCGGACACGAGGUGUCAGAGGUCCGGUAGACCCAUGGCGAGAGAGCGUCUUAUCGCAGGUCAAGGAGGUGGUCUCAUCACAUCUACCUGCUGGGGUUGACGUUGACAGUAGCGAUGCCGCAGCCACGGAACCCGUACGGAACAUGUCGCAUGCGGAGUUCAUAGUAUUUGCGCGCAAGUUAUAUCGGACAUUGCUGAACUGUAUAGAAGGCUUGCAAACGCAAAACGUGAUAAUCAUGGAGGUCCUUGAACCAUUGAUAACCGAGCAGACACCAAUAGACACGACGGCAAUGGUGGAAGAUUUGGCUGACAUACUCUCGUCGGCCACGGAACUGGGUAACGCGCGAAUGGGCAAAGUUGUCCUUGCUCGUUCGGAGCAGCACACCAAACUCGAUCUUCCCGAUUUCAUGACGUUCUUCCAGGAAUCAUGGGACUUCGUCGUCAAAUGCGAAGUUAUAUGCAGGCGUAUGACUGUUGGCCUGCGUGGUGUUAUCGUUAGCCAGGCCAAGUCAUUCUUGCAAGCAUUCCACCAAGCACGCAUCUCUCAGUCCGCCGAGUUUGUGCAUGACGAACAGUGGAGUGCAUCACCGGUCAUGCCGGAGACACAACAUCUGGUUAGCAUGCUGCUUGACGCGUCCGUGCGCGAUCCUCCAGAGUGGAUCCUCAAGCCGAACUCCUCGAGCGAAUCUGCCCCGCAAACCCUUGCCGUCAACGGUACUGCAUCCACGUCCCCCCCUGUACCGCCGCCUACUUCUCCUACACCACUAUCGCCCUCGAAACCGGCUGCGAAUGGCUCGGCUGCUGCAGCCAAGCACCUCCGCAUCGAAGAUCGGACCUACUUUGCGGUUGCCUCGACUGUGCAGGUCCUCACACUACUGGUCGACUACCUCAAGGUCAUCGUCAACCUAAGCAUGCUGACGACCGAAACGAUGAGCCGGGUCAUCGAGUUCAUGAAGGCGUGGAAUUCGAGGACCUGUCAGGUCGUGCUUGGCGCCGGUGCGAUGCGCAGUGCCGGACUGAAGAAUAUCACCGCGAAACACCUUGCCCUUGCGUCGCAGUCAUUGUCCAUCAUGAUCUCGCUCGUUCCUUACGUUCGGGAGACGUUCCGACGUCAUUUGAGUCCUAAACAGGCAGUCAUGCUUGUGGAAUUCGACAAGCUGAAACGGGAUCUCCAAGAUCACCAGGAAGAGAUUCACCGGAAGCUCAUCCAGAUCAUGGGUGACCGACUCGCAGUCCACAUUAAAGACCUGCAAGCCGUAGACUGGGCGAAACCCCGGCCGGGGGUAAACGCGUACAUGGAGAUGCUCGUGAAGGAAACUGUCACUCUACACAAAGUCCUCACCCGUUGGACCUCACAGCCCGUUGUGGAGGUGAGUUUUCUCCUCGCAUCAGUAUUGACGGUGGCACGGUCAUCCUGA
Messenger RNA from Punctularia strigosozonata HHB-11173 SS5, 2889 nucleotides. RefSeq names its product Vps54-domain-containing protein. The record is from RefSeq and is a predicted model, not a curated record. Gene Ontology annotation, molecular function: syntaxin binding. NCBI's taxonomy places the organism in Eukaryota, Fungi, Basidiomycota, Agaricomycetes, Corticiales, Punctulariaceae. Bases 1 to 2889 code for a protein of 962 amino acids. The transcript has 7 exons. Gene Ontology annotation, cellular component: GARP complex. Gene Ontology annotation, biological process: retrograde transport, endosome to Golgi; Golgi to vacuole transport.